Molecule: messenger RNA, 1175 nt
Organism: Lytechinus variegatus (green sea urchin)
Lineage: Eukaryota; Metazoa; Echinodermata; Echinoidea; Temnopleuroida; Toxopneustidae
Gene: sdr16c5
Product: protein dhs-3-like
Exons: 6
Coding region: 123-1058 (311 amino acids)
Cellular component (GO): lipid droplet
Molecular function (GO): oxidoreductase activity, acting on the CH-OH group of donors, NAD or NADP as acceptor
Source: RefSeq, a predicted model, not a curated record
UGUCCGUGUGUGCCUGUAAGACGAUCGACGCCGUCUAACUGAAGUUUCGAGUUCAGGUGCCCUUUGAUCGCUCAUCGAACUUGCUUGAAAUCGUUACAGGUGCACGAGUACAACCAGCAAAAAUGGAAAACCCAGUCAUUACUUUCAUCCUCCUUCUGUGGACUCUUGCGAAGAUUUGCUUCUACAACUUCCUCGGUUUUAUCGACAACAUCAUCCCGGGUGAGUGGAAGCCAAAGAAGGAUGUCAGCAAGGACAUCGUGCUGAUAACCGGUGGAGGAUCCGGCAUCGGGCGAUUGAUGAGCCUGUCGUUCGCUGAGCUUGGUGCAACGGUCAUCAUAUGGGACAUCAACAAUGAAACCGCACAAGGAGUGGUCAAAGAAAUUAGAGGGGCAGGAGGUAAGGCAUACAGCUAUGUAGUGGACUGUUGUGACAACGAGGCUGUCUACAAGACUGCCGACAAAGUGAGGGAAGAUAUUGGUCAUGUGACUAUCCUUAUCAAUAACGCAGGCAUUGUUUCCGGGAAGAAGCUUUUGCAGUGUCCGGAUCGUCUCAUCAAGAAGACUAUGGAUGUCAACGUCAAUGCUCAUUUCUGGACACUGAAAGCUUUCUUGCCUAACAUGUUGGAGAAGAACCAAGGUCACAUAGUAACCAUUGCUUCUCUUGCCGGCCAUCUUGGAGUGAGUGGCCUUGUGGAUUACUGCGCCAGUAAGUUUGCGGCUGUCGGAUUGGAUGACGCCCUCUAUCACGAGCUACAGUACACGGGGAAGUCGGGUGUAAAGUGCACAGUGGUGUGCCCCUUCUACAUCAAGACAGGCAUGUUUGAUGGUGUCAAAGCAAAACGAGCCAUCAUGGUAGACAUAUUGGAACCCGAAUACGCUGUGGAAAGGAUUAUGCUUGCGAUCAGAACAAACCAACGUGUUCUCAUUUUGCCAAGGAGUCUUUACUUCUUUCCUGGUCUCAAAAACCUGUGGCAUCCCUUAGCAGUUCAAACUGCCUAUGAUUUCAACGGCAUCCAAGAAAUGAUGAACACAUUUACUGGACGUAUCAAGACGGAUUGAUUCCAAUUCCUCUCAUUCUUUUACCUUCUGUAUGAAUCAUAACUAUCUGAUCCAAAUCACUAGAAUGAAAUUGAUUGUAACGUUAAUAUUGAGGCAUUAAAAACAACUUAUAGAAAA